CGAUGCGGUGGACCGGGUACCAGAUCGGGGGUACAAGGUGCUGGCGCAGAAUGACCUGGAGCGCGGAAGACCUCGCAAGCGACGUCUCGACGAUGAUGCGUCCGAGUGCAGUUCUAUGUAUGGAGGCCUAAAUCCUAGCAUUAGCGAGAGCGUGGGAAAGAGCCUCGCAGCUGAAGGUAGUGGAGGAGGAUCCAAAAGUGGCGAACGCACUGGUACGCGAGGGCGCAAGCGGGAUAAGCGCCGCACCAGAACCGCGGUCUGUUGCCGCUACGUGGUCUUGUUCUUGCUGCAGAUUGCUGUUGUAGUCUCCGCCUCCUUUGCACUAGUAUCCGUAUUAAGACUGGCGUCCACCCGUGCCAACGCAUUCAGCAUCGCAUCUGAAACCGUGAGCGCUGCACACAGUCAAAUCCCUGGGGGUCUCAUCGGGACAUUGAUCAGCUCUGCCUCGUCUGCGGGGAUGCUGUUGAUUCUCGCCGUGCCAUAUGCUCUGAUGUUUGUCUACUGUCUACCUAAGCUCUUCCAGGAGAAUCAAUCCAGCGGUAUCCGAUGUUUUGAAAUCAUACUGUCGGUGGUACUGGCCGUUCUGCAGAGUGUGGGCCACUGUAUUCUGCUCUUCCACGUGUUGCCGUUGAUCAACAGUUCUAUGCUCACACUGCUGGUACUACCCUCCUUUGCUCUGCCUGGCAAGUACAGUUGCGCGGCUUUGAAGCUUGUGCGCGCGCGUUCAACCCCCACUCUCAUCGUGGACCUUCUGACCGUUAUUUUACUCUCUGGUUCUCUGGGGGCAGUUCUGUACCUACUCCACGAGCCCACCUUGUACUGGCUACUACCGGUGUGCAUACUUCUAAGUGGCAGUGCCGAUGCACACGCGGCUGUGUCUGCCUACCGACUGUGGGCGUCUAAGCCACCCAGACGAUACCUAAUUGCGGCCAUAUCCCAUUUCUUGUGCUUGAUUGCGGUUUGUGCGGGGGUUGGUAUUAGUCAGAUGUUCGGCGCUCAGCCUGCCUCGUGGAGAAGCUUUUCGCGAGUGUUCACGCGCGGCUUUCCCUUUCUGUUCAAGAUGCCGGCGCUCUUUGAGCCCAUGCUAUGUCACGUCAUUACUGGUUUCUGCGCGUUCCUUUUCACAUGGCUCGCCUGUGCUGUGCAAGGCCAGCGUAUGGCGGCUGUCAUCCCACUGGCCCUAUCCUUGCCUCUGUCGCAGGUUGUGCUGUUUUUAGCACAGAACGGAGUACUCCCCGUGUGGCUCAGCGGCAUCUCCGGUAUCACCGAGUUCGAGCGAAGCAUUCCAACCGAGGAGUUCUACUACUAUGUGGGUGUGGGGGUGUGCUUGUGGUUGGCCUUUCUGCUGUCUGUGCGCAACACGUGGUACCAGGACUAUCGCUGGGUGCCGCUGGAGCACAAUCUUUGGUUUCAUCCGCGGUAUAAUAGUGUGUUUGGCCCUGUCAGUUUAUUGGAGAACAUUGUGGCGCGCAAACUGACGCGCAGAGACGUCCAGGUGGUCCAGGCUGACGUGGACGCAGACGAUGAAGACUAUGAAACAACCACACACAUCAACCCCCUCUCGGAACACACUGAAGGCAGUCACUUGGGCGACAGUGGUGUGAGAGAGGCUUCAGCCAGCAGAGGUGCUAUGAACAUGUCUGGUCAUGGGGCUAUGGUGUUCAUCUGCUCAACACUGUGGCACGAGACACGCGUGGAGAUGAGCACAUUGCUCAAUAGUAUGCUGACUGUGGACAUGGUCCAGUAUCUGUUCUACAUCCUACACUUUCGCUGCAGCCCCGCUAAGAAUGGGACGGACUCGUACACAAACAAGUUUAUCUUGACUACUGAUGGAGAUGUUGGCUUUGACUACACAUCGGUGGAAGACCUUCUGUUGUAUCUGAUGCGAGACGAGACUGUAGGGGCUGUGUGUGCGCGCAUCCAUCCCGUGGGCAAGUCGCCCGUUGCCUGGUUUCAGAUCUUCGAGUACAGCAUUGGGCAUUGGCUUAUGAAGACGUUUGAGAGUGUAACAGGCUCUGUGCUCUGCUGCCCAGGGUGCUUCUCGCUCUUCAGGUAA
Molecule: messenger RNA, 2056 nt
Organism: Sphaeroforma arctica JP610
Lineage: Eukaryota; Ichthyosporea; Ichthyophonida
Exons: 13
Cellular component (GO): cell periphery; cell septum
Molecular function (GO): chitin synthase activity
Source: RefSeq, a predicted model, not a curated record